AGACGGAAUGCGGAUGACCUAACCCUAAAAUUCGAAAAAGUUGAAAAGGAAGUCCAAAUUCGGCAUGUCGAAGGCGCCGGAUUACUCCGCCGCACCUCCGUGGAUCGAACUGCCGGAGGAAUUGACGGCGAAUAUCCUGCAAAGGUUGCACGCGGAACAGAGACUGGGGAUCGAGCAGCUGGUGUGCAGUACAUGGCGGAGAGUCUGCAAAAAUCCCGCCAUGUGGCGCGUUAUUGAUUUGGACUAUCGACGUUGCGAUUCCCACGACGUAUUAGAAUUCGAGCUCAUUUGCCGCGGCGCUGUGAAUCGUAGCCAGGGACAGUUGAUCGAGCUAAAGGUUAUCAAUUUGGAUGAAGAGUUUGGGUUUCUAAACUACGCGGCCGAGAGAUCAAGUCAGCUCAGAUGUCUUACACUCGCAGGGUAUGAGCAAAUGGAAACUGCUUUGACUGAUAUAAUGAAAAAACUCCCACAACUGGAAGAGUUGCACCUUAUCAGGAUGCCACCACUCACUCCCAAACAAUUUGCAUCCAUUGGCAUCUCUUGCCCCAUGUUGAAAUCAUUUACAUAUAACGAACAUUGUUAUGAGCAUCCAUUAUUUCCAGAAGAUGAGGCUUUUGACAAUUUCUGCACUAAGCAUGCUAUUGCGAUUGGACAAAGCAUGCCUAAUCUGCGCCAUCUCAGACUUUGGGACCUGUAUAUGAGGAACAAGGGAGUGGAAGCGAUUAUCGAUGGCUGCCCCCACCUUGAAUCACUCGAUCUUCGAAGAUGCUCUGGUGUUGAUCUAGAUGAAGCUCUGUUUAACAGAUGUAUUGAGCAAAUAAAAGAUCUGAUACUCCCUACUGACGGUAACACUAGUGAUCCUGAUUUGCUUGAAGAUCCCGGAUAUGAAAGUUGGGAUGUCAUUAAAUCAUCGAAUUUGGUAGAUUUCUGCAUGCCUGAUUCGUCUGAUGAUGAUGGUUGUGGAGGAUUUGCUGGUUCUUAUGAUUUCAAACCUUUUUAGAUGAAAAUGCUAAGGUGCCUGAGAUUUCAAGAUAUGUCUUCACUUUUUAUGUAGGUGUUACGGUAAAUGGUUUGGCUCCGGAAGAGCCAUGGUAGACGGUAAAGGUUUCUUCUAUCGAUUUUGGCUAAUAUCUAUAUGGACAAAUACCACUCCUAACAUUUUAGUAGGCGUUUGUGUUGCUAGUUGAUUUCAAGUUGUAAGACAGCAUUUUGGAGGUUUCAUUGCAUCUCCCCUUUUUUGCUUGGUA
Molecule: messenger RNA, 1247 nt
Organism: Salvia splendens (bonfire salvia)
Lineage: Eukaryota; Viridiplantae; Streptophyta; Magnoliopsida; Lamiales; Lamiaceae
Product: putative F-box/LRR-repeat protein 23
Exons: 2
Coding region: 65-1000 (311 amino acids)
Molecular function (GO): protein binding
Source: RefSeq, a predicted model, not a curated record